UUCUCUAUAUGUGUCUUUUGCAAUGUAUGUUACCCUUCUCUUUUGCGUCACUUGUUUUUAUGUAGUCUCUUUUUAGCCAGCUUCUAUUUAUCUCAUAAUGCUCAAUGAUCAAUUACUCUGUCACAAUAUUUUAUCCAAUUAUCUAUGUCCUUAGUCAUCAUUCUUUGCAAUCAGCAAUUAUUACAUUAUUCAUUACGGCAUUCGUUGCUACUGAUACUGUCUUGAUACGUCGCUCAUAAGCAACAGACACUUGGCGUCAUAAAGCACAAUUCAUCUAAUGUCUGUGAGGAAAGAUCAGCAGAAUCUUUGACGCAGUCGGCAGUGCAGUACUAAAGCCUUGUACUUCUCCCGUCGAACACAACGCGAUGUUAGCGAUCGUAUCGCUUCUCUUUUGGCAUGUGGUGUGUGGGUCGUGUGGGAUACUCCAUCGACCGUCCAUUGCGCAGGACGAUGUUCGGAACAUGCAGUUAUCCCUUCUCGAGUACUAUCACGUGCCUGGAUCGCUGACGAAUAAACAGAUCGCUACGUUGUCCGAUCUCACGAACGUAACUCAUACGAAUGAGGUAUUGGAUAACAUAUGUGUCGUGAGGAUCGUAGGAACCGUUGAGCACGCGAAGGUGAAGAAGUAUAUCAAAAGGUCAAUGGAAAGCCUGGGUUGGACAGUUGAAUCGGAUCUAUUCCAAGCUGACACGCCUGUAUUUGGCAAGCUGCAGUUUGAAAACAUAAUAGCAAAGUUAAAUCCUAAUGCAAAAAGAUAUCUAGCGCUGGCUUGCCACUUCGAUUCAAAGUAUACGAGAGAACGAGACUUUAUUGGAGCUACAGACAGUGCUGUGCCAUGUGCUCAACUAAUUAAUUUGGCAACUAUCAUGAAUAAAUACUUGAAUAAACAACAAGACGUUAGUUUGAUGUUAAUUUUUUUUGAUGGAGAAGAAGCUUUCGAGGAAUGGGGUCCGCACGAUUCGAUUUAUGGUGCUAAACACUUAGCUAAACAAUGGCACAAUAAAAAAAAUGUUUACGGCGGAGAAAAUUUCUCUGAAUUAGAUAGAAUGGACGUAUUGGUCCUUCUUGACUUGAUAGGCGCUCCUGAUCCGACGUUUUACAAUUACUUUAAAAACACCGAAAAAUGGUACUCUUUGCUAGUCAGUAUUGAAAAGGAAUUAGCUCAAAUGAGGAAAUUUGAAUCGUAUUCAUAUGGCAGACCGGAACAGAAAUAUUUUCAACCGUACUCGUUCGAGGCGCAUAUCGAAGACGAUCAUAUCCCCUUUAUGAAGAAAGACGUGCCUAUUUUGCAUAUAAUACCCACCCCAUUUCCGCCCUUUUGGCACAAAUCUGGCGACAAUCGACACAACAUUGACUUGAAGACUACAGAGAAUAUCAACAAGAUACUCAGGGUAUUCGUCGCUUCUUAUUUACAAUUGUCGAUUGUCUAAUGACAUUGAAAAGUGUUACACGUAUCCUGGAGAAAUAAUUAACAAGUGUGCUUCUAUUUGUCAAUCCGAAGAUAUACAUAUAUGUACAAACAAUAUCAGGGGAAAUGUCUAAAGUCUGCAUAACGCUAAAUUUACGAAAUAUUACAUAUCUAUCGAACAAAUAAGAAAUUCCGGACACCACAAUAUUUAUAGAAUUCUUUACAUUGAGCUGCACACAGCUUUUUCGAAAUCUUUUGCCGUUUGCAAAAACAUCUAGCAAGACGUCUCUUUUCUUAUGAAAAACGUGAUAUUUGUAAUAUACGUAAUUAAUUUUAUAUACGUAAUUAAUUUAUUAUGUAGACGCAGCUAUAAUAUUAUACAGAAUGAGUAAAAAGUGUAGGAUCGGUAAAAUAUCUCAAAACCAUUUGAACUAAAGUUUCAUACAAAAGUUGUACAGUCUGAAGGGCAACAAAUAAUGAUAAAAAUUAAUUUUAAAAAAUUAAUUUUUUAAGAUUAUCGCCUUUUUUAAAAUAAAAUUAUAUAUGAUUUUUUAACACAAUA
Messenger RNA from Solenopsis invicta (red fire ant), 1970 nucleotides. Its product is annotated as glutaminyl-peptide cyclotransferase. NCBI's taxonomy places the organism in Eukaryota, Metazoa, Arthropoda, Insecta, Hymenoptera, Formicidae. The coding region runs from base 366 to 1430 and encodes 354 amino acids. The record is from RefSeq and is a predicted model, not a curated record. The transcript is spliced from 6 exons. Gene Ontology annotation, molecular function: glutaminyl-peptide cyclotransferase activity; zinc ion binding.